UUUAAUACCUCGCAUUGACGCUCUCACUAUCGACACCCUCGUAUGCGUCGUUAUAGAAAGUCUUUUGCAUAACUAGUGCAACAAUUCCUUAGUGUUAACACUAAGCCCCUAUCUGAGUCCCUGAUUGGCCCCCCAACCCUCUCCUGAUUCAGAAGCUAGACACUUGGGAUGGUGCGGAGAAACAAUCUCCAAGAUCUCACAGCUCCACAUCCUAACACCACUAAAAGGUGGCCUGUUUGCCCACACUCUUUUCCCUCACCAAACACUACUUAACUCUGCUCACUUAUAUCACUCUUCUCAACUCGUCUCAUGGAUCCAUCCAAGCUCGCCAUUGCCUUCGAGCCCAUGGGCGACGACGCGGAGCUGCAGUCCUCCCCUACGUCCCGGUUGGUAGUGACAGAGAAUCUAUCUGAGGUCUACUACAAGGGCUUGCCCUCCAGACCACUCCUCAUCGCUACAACUAAUCCCAGCCCCUACGACUAUCCAACUGGCCCCGAGGCCUACGCUGUCCUCAAAGAGCUUAGGGAGCUGGGUGAUCACCCCCUCGCCAGUGUUUGGGACCAUGGUUUGGCCGACCGCCUUCGCAGUGGCCUGAACACGAUGUGUGUGAACUGGACUAGUAUCGACGCAGUCCGAAUGGUCAAAGAAGGACAGUCCUCCGGCCCAGCCAUCGUCUGGAUUGGCGUCGAGUUCGGGGCGCUCACCUUCAAGGAGGGCAGCGAUGUCGCCUUCAGUUGCCUCUCGUUCAUCAACAGUUACGGUUUCCGUGACUACCAUGUUGAAAUCAGGGAGUCUCGCGUUAUGAGACAAGAGGGCAAUAGGUUCUUUGAUACUGUCUGGUGGUCCGACCCUACUUUCGCUGUUCGCGACCCAUACACCGCAACACUCGGCAUCCCGAUCUCGACCAAGAAUAAGCCUUUGGCCGAGGGAACUGGCGGCUUCUACCUCAGUGCCGGUGGCGACGACAAGGACAUCUAUCUCGUCACUGCCCGGCACGUUGUCCUCCCUGUCGACAAGAACGAGAACAGGGAAUACCAGCACAGGAACAACAGCAGGGCACGUGAAGACGUGAUCGUCCUUGGCGCCACCGGUUUCAACAAGAAGCUCGCCGCCAUCGAUGAGAAGAUUCAGGACGAAGAGUUCACGAUCAUCUAUUCCAGGAAAAGGAUUGAGUUGGUUAAGGACAAGGAUGACCGUGCAUCCGUCAUAGAGCAUGAGAAGGUAGAGAACGAUUUGCAGAGGGCGGAGACGAAGAUGAAAGCAUUCCGGGACUUUCGCCGGGAGAUUGCCACUCACUGGAGGCCGGAGGAGAAGCGUGUCUUCGGGGAGCUUGCCUGGGCCCCUCCCAUCACCUACUCCACUGAACCGGGGGAGUAUACCCUGGACCUUGCCGUCAUUAAGAUCGACACCGGCAAGCUUGACGCCAAAAACUACUGUGGCAACACCAUCAACAUUGGUGACAAGUAUAAGCACUGGGAAUUCAUGGAGAAGAUCUAUCAGCACCCCACCAGCUCCAAGUCCUUCGAAUUCCCUGUUGAUCGUCUUGUGACGCUUCAAGGACAGGUCCCUGAGACUGUCCUCGUGAAUCUGCCUGUGCUCGAUACCAACAGCGAGUCGUGCUUGGUUGUCUUCAAAAAUGGUGCCAAUACUGGGACCACCAUUGGCAAGACAAACAAUGUUUCAUCAUACACACGCAUCUAUGUUGCAGGCGAGUACCUGGAGUCGAGGGAGUGGCCAAUCAUUCCCACCGACAAGAACUCAGCCCCAUUCUCCAGGAAAGGGGACUCUGGAUCUUGUGUCGCUGACUCCUUUGGCCGCAUCGGCGGCAUCCUCACCAGUAGUUGUGGUGCCACUGAUUACUCCGACUUGACUUAUGUCACCCCCAUAUCCUUCAUCAUGAAGGUACUCCAUGCUACAGAGUUCUUCAAGUAUGCUCACCUCAACCCGGUCCUCACCUAGGAGGGCACCUGAAAUUCAUUUAUGAUGGCAAUUUGUGUGCAUGUGUGUCACUUGUUUGAUUUCUGGUCCCUGUGUGACUAUUUCCCAUGGCUUCUUUUCCUGCUUUCCGACGGCGACGACGCAAGUUUUUGUGACUCAGGUGUACAGCGGAACAGGGAAUGCAGACCACUUGCCUGUGUUUCUUAUACCGCAAUAUUUCCUUAUGUUUCUAUCAAUGACAGCUCUUUCUGCUUUCACCCUUGAGUUAUUAUUUUGAUAUUGCUCUCUGUCAUUUUUUUGUAGAGAAAAUACAGGUC
Guyanagaster necrorhizus is the source of this 2255-nucleotide messenger RNA. RefSeq lists its product as uncharacterized. Bases 310 to 1959 code for a protein of 549 amino acids. The transcript is spliced from 4 exons. NCBI's taxonomy places the organism in Eukaryota, Fungi, Basidiomycota, Agaricomycetes, Agaricales, Physalacriaceae. The record is from RefSeq and is a predicted model, not a curated record.